AAACCAAACCAAAACUCAUCCAACUUCAUCCCCUCUUGGUGUGUUUUCAUGUGAGAAUCACUUUUCUAACAAGUGGAUGACAUCAAUAUUCUUUGUCUUUUCUCAUAUCAUCAAUACAUAUAAAACCCGACACAAAUAAGAUGAACACAAACAAUUUUUGUCUAGAAAGAUCUCAAUAUGUCUGCCAACACAAUGUCAAGCAAUCUCGAGAGAGAAACCUUUCGAGAAUUCUUCGAAAAUUGGUUGGUCGAGCAAAAUCAAUACCUGAGCGAACUCAUUUCUUUAGCAAAAGCCAACGACGCCAAUCCAACAUGUUCGAACGACGUCGACAUGCUAAUCAAACGAGUCAUGGAGUGUUACGAGCAUUACUACAAGGUGAAAUCCCAUUGGAUAGACCAAGAUGCAAUGGCAAUGCUAAAGCCAACAUGGAUAUCAUCAUUGGAAGACACAUUCCUAUGGCUAGGAGGAUGGCGACCAAGCAUGGCUUUUCACUUACUCUACUCGAAAUCCGGUCUCCAACUCGAAGGUCGUCUUCCCGAGCUAAUCCAAGGCCUCUCGACCGGAGAUCUAGCCGACCUCUCCUACGAACAAAUUAUGAAAACCGACACGUUACAAAGGGCGACGAUUAAGAAAGAGAGGGAAAUAAGUGAAGAGAUGGCGAAAUAUCAAGAGACAAUAGCUGAUCCAUCAAUGGUGGAGCUAGCUCAUGUGGCGAGUGAGUCCAAAAGGGAAAGGGGAGAGUCAUCGGGUGAGUGCAUGACAAGAAUGGAAGAGCAAUUGACUGUGGCUUUGGAAAGAAGAGAAGAUGGUUUGAAAGAGAUAGUGAAAAUGGCUGAUGAACUAAGGCUUACAACGUUGAAGGAAAUUCUUGGGAUAUUGACAAAAUCACAAACGGUUCAUUUUUUCAUAGCGGCUGCGGAGUUGCACUUGAGGAUUCAUGAGUGGGGAUUGCAAAGAGAUUGUGGACGACGAUCUAAGGAACCAAAUUGAUCCAAAAAUGGUUUUGUUUUUGGAAAAUAAAAUGGUUUGAUCUUGAAAUAGUAAGCUAGGUAUUGGUUUUGUUGUUUGUGUUGUGUUCUUUGUUGUCUCAAUUCAAUAAGUUCUCUUGUUGGUGGUGGUAUGUAAUUGUGUCAUAUGGCAUUACUCAGUUUUUUUUAAAGGAGGAAUUUGUUUAACCAUGCACGUUUUUAUCUUGACAUGCUCAUUUGGGUCAUAACCUACUCUCUUCUUAUUAUAGUUGAGAUACCCA
This is a messenger RNA of Cucurbita maxima (winter squash), 1249 nucleotides long. RefSeq names its product protein DOG1-like 4. NCBI's taxonomy places the organism in Eukaryota, Viridiplantae, Streptophyta, Magnoliopsida, Cucurbitales, Cucurbitaceae. The transcript has a single exon. Gene Ontology annotation, biological process: DNA-templated transcription. The coding region runs from base 178 to 990 and encodes 270 amino acids. The record is from RefSeq and is a predicted model, not a curated record. Gene Ontology annotation, molecular function: sequence-specific DNA binding.